Cladocopium goreaui is the source of this 2361-nucleotide messenger RNA. Lineage: Eukaryota; Dinophyceae; Suessiales; Symbiodiniaceae. The record is from the annotation of a GenBank genome assembly.
AUGUCCAUGGCAACCUUGGGGGCCGCUCGUAGAAUACGCGUGGAAUGGAGCGGAGACGAUACCUUCCAGUGCUAUCAGCAGCCAACCGAGAAGACCAUUUUGAAUGGGGAGCUCUUCAAAGAAAAGGAGCGGGUUUUUCUCAAGAGGACUCUGAGGUUGCACAACGUGUCCUUUCCCAUCGGCCACGACCGAACGGUGCAGAUCGAGUUGAAGAGUUUCUGGCAGCCGGAAGCCUUGAGAUUGGAUGGCAGAGAGUCACGAGGAGGAAAGUUUGUGACGCUUUUGUCAGAUCAACGACCUCCGAUCAAAGAUGCCUUUGCUUGGAUCAAGUUGGUGCAGCCCUUGUAUAAGCGCGGUUUCUCCGUGGUGUUGCUGGAUUUGCCGGGCAGCGGAGGGAGCGGCCUCAACACCAACACGGAGGUGCCCUAUGAGGACUGGGAGGAGGAGGAUUUCCGGAUUGUGGAAAAUGCAUUGCGCGGACUGCAGGUGAAGCGAACUCAUCUCAUUGCCUUUGGACGAUCCUCUCGCAUCAUCUUGAAAUUUGCCAAGAACACCCACAUCAAUGGCUUUUCUACUUUCCUGGAGAGAGAACAUUGCUGGUAUCAACCUGACAUUGACUUCUUUGCACUCUUCCACAACGAGGUGGGCGACUGUCCUCCGGGCAAAGUGCACGAAUGGCAGAUUGAAGCGGAACAUCGCCAUGAACAUCUCCUGCGGGAGGUCAUGAAGCCCGUGCGCAUCAUGGCUUUUCACGAGCGUUUUCCAGAGGAUCCAGCGGUGAAGGCUACGCAGCAGUUCAUUGCACGCGCGCGCUCGUCACCCGAAGCAGCCCUCUCGGAGUUUUAUUGCACACGCAUCUCUCGCGAAGAUAUUUGCUUUGUGCGCCCACAUGCGGCUUUGGAUGUCAGUAUCAUGGCUAUGGCCAAGAACUUGAUGACGGCCAUGGCAGACUUUCUGAAGACUGCGAAUCAGGGGGAUGUCGCAGUGCCCGUCUUCCUGCCGCACCAGGACGUCAAGGAUGGGAAAAUCAAACAAUGCAGCAAGGGAUGUGUGAAUCCUCGGAGAGGACUACACCACUGGAGCUGCCCCAACCAUCCGAAAAAUGCGGGAGGUCGCGUGCCAAUAGCCCAGGAAGAGGAGGAAGAGGAGGAAGAGGAUGCGCCUCAGCAAGAACCGCCCAAGGAAGACAAGUUGAUGCUUCGAAGCCCAGGCCAACGGCCGGCUUCGGCCCCUGCCCGACGGCUUGCGGGGCAUGCAGGUGCUUCCCUGCAAAGCGCCAUGAGCCGCGAGAAAUUCGCGCAGCGCAACUGGGUGGUGACGUCGCAGAAGCACCUGGCGUCCACAUCUCAGCGUUUGAGCCCAGCAGUGGAGGGCCAGGAGGGCAAUGGAAUCAAAGCAAAGCUCACAAGAAUUUCCCCGAACGAGGCGCCGGGCAAUCCCAAAGAUGGGGCCACCAUGCGCUCCUGUCUCUAUCGGGUCAAGGACUUGAAUCCCCCACUGAACAAGGCCAUGCAGCACCAGGCAAACAUUCAACUCCUGCCUUCAGAUAUGCGGGAAUGGACUCUUGCGGCCGAAAAGGUCUUUGAAGUGCGAGAGGCAGCCAUCGCAAAGGCCAAGAGGGAGGAGGAGGAACGCAUGGAACUGCUGGCCUUCCGUCCCAAGACAGCGGACACCGAUGGAGAGGAGCCAGCGGAGCCGGAGGUCGACUCGCUAGCAUCUGAGGUGCAAGAGCCGGUGCAGCCAAAGUCCACUCUCUCCACGGAUGAUUUUCUCAUGGAUAUGGAUUGGCGCCGCGGAAGCCGCAGUCCAAAGGUUUGCAAUGUUGGCAGCAAGUUGUCCUUUAUGCUGGACGAAGCCCCAUCAAUUCCACAGUGGGAAGCUUGGAACACAGCAAACUCAGCCGCUGAACAUCACUUGAGCGAGGACGGCAGCUUUCGAUCUUCUCGGGAAGUUCCCACCAGCGACAGGCAGGAGCCAGAAAGCCCAACAGCCACAGAUGGCGGGAUCUCCACACGUCCGGACAGCGCGCUGAGUGGCGCCGGCACCCGCCCCGCCAGCGCCACGCAGUGCCCGCUGAGCGGCAAGCGGCCGAAACGCCCGGGAAGCGCCGCAGGGUCCACGAGACCAUCCAGUGGCACAGGCACUGCGAGUACUGCACCUUCCAGACCCUCCAGUGCCACACGUCUGAGGGACCUCUUCUCGAGCAAACUCAGUCGCUUGAGGCCGACUUCUGCCCUGUCAAGAUCUUCAUCCUCCACCAAGCUGUCCUUGGAACCUGCACAAGGUGCCACAAGUCCUACCAAUGCCGGCAACCUUGCGUCGUGGUUUAGCAACCGCCGCAACUUACUCACUGGAACUUGA